Lineus longissimus is the source of this 2718-nucleotide messenger RNA. Its product is annotated as mitochondrial ribosome-associated GTPase 2-like. Bases 171 to 1313 code for a protein of 380 amino acids. The transcript is spliced from 7 exons. The record is from RefSeq and is a predicted model, not a curated record. Gene Ontology annotation, cellular component: mitochondrion. Gene Ontology annotation, molecular function: magnesium ion binding; GTP binding; GTPase activity. Lineage: Eukaryota; Metazoa; Nemertea; Pilidiophora; Heteronemertea; Lineidae.
UCCCCCGUUUCCACCCAGCAAAUUGUGCAUGCUGACAGUGACACCACCUAACAACAUUCUUAGAGACGGUCUGGUGGGAACAAGGUCUGGUGGGAACAAUCUAUCAAUAGACAACCUGCGAAAAUAAAUUUCAGCCAUUUUGGAAAAGGCCCUUUUCACAGGCAACGAAUAUGACAAGUUCUAUUCAGAAGAUCCACACAUUGAUGUCCAAGCUUUCAUGCCUGAGAAUAGUCCAUCAGACGCUCGACACACAAUGCAGGAGAUAUUCUGAUGUCCACACCGUGAAAAAGACGAAGUUGAGAUCAACAAGACCGCAGACCAAGUAUUUUCAUGAUUAUCGCCAAGUGACAGUGGUAGGAGGAAGCGGAGGGAAUGGGUGUGUGUCGUUCCAUACAGCGUUUGCACUGGAAUGGGGCGGCCCAGAUGGAGGCGAUGGUGGAAAUGGAGGUCAUGUCAUUUUUUUAGCUGAUUCAAAUUCGAAGGACUUGGGGUCAGUGGAGUCAAAUCUACGAGGUGACGCUGGUGAUGUUGGGAGAGGUAAAAACUGCCAUGGAAAGAAUGCUGAACAUACUUAUGUGAAAGUCCCUAUCGGUACAAUUGUGAAAGAUGAAGAAAACAGAUUUCAGGUGGAUCUGAGCCAAGAGCAGCAGAUGUAUGUUGCUGCCAGAGGUGGCGCAGGUGGGAAAGGCAACCACUAUUUCCUGAGCAAUCAGGAGCGUGCGCCUGUUAUAGCAGAAAAAGGAGCCAAGGGCGAGAACCGAAAACUUCAGCUGGAGCUGCGGGUAAUGGCACAUGCAAGUUUGAUUGGAUUCCCAAAUGCUGGAAAAUCAACGUUAUUACGAGCAAUAUCACGUGCUCGCCCAAAAGUUGCUGCAUACCCAUUCACCACGUUGCAUCCAAGUAUCGGUAUGGUAGAAUAUGAGGAUCAUGAGCAAAUUGCAGUUGCAGACAUACCAGGGCUAAUUAAAGGAGCUCACGAAAACAGAGGGCUUGGAAUCUCCUUCCUGCGGCACAUUGAACGGUGCACAUGCCUGCUUUAUGUGAUCGAUCUUGCCGCCGAGAAACCUUGGACUCAACUCGAUGACCUGAAGUAUGAACUGGAACAAUAUAGACCAGGACUCUCAGAACGUCCUCAUGCCAUCAUAGGGAAUAAAAUCGAUGUCGAGGGAGCUGCAGAACGGUUGAAGGAAUUACAGGAGCACGUUGUUUUACCUGUUUUCUCAAUCUCUGCUAAAGAACUUAUAAAUAUUGACCCAUUUUUGCGUCAUCUGCGGUUACUUUAUGAUCAGGACAAAGGGAACACUGAAUUAUGAAGUAAUUCUGGACAUCUUGUUUGAUAAUUUGCCUUUGUGGGCCAUUUAUAUUACCAUGUAUUGGCCUUUUCGCUCAAUGGUACAGUGAGUCUAUGCAAUGGCGCUGUGUCUGUCGUCCAUCGUAUCCUUUUUCAGCUACGCUGGCUUCCAGCGGAGCUUAUGGUUUGUACUGGAGCUGGCCGAAAGUAGUUCCAGCAAAAUAGUUGCAUUUUCAUCCAAAUUUGCUGUAGCUGGGCCAGAAAAUGUGCCAGGAUACCAAUAUUUUGAACUCUUGUUUCGAUAAGAUUAUAGCUAUUCACAGCAGAAAGGCUAAACGCCCCGUAAUUGGCAGUAAUUGGCAGAUUUUAAGCUGGAAAUUGUCGUCUGGUCAAAAGUGGCAAAACGGCCUCGAUCCUACCUGUCUUUGUAAUGUGCUGAACGCGCUACACAUAAGGCAUUGCCCUAAGGCAUUGCAGCCGAGGCUGAUAAAGUGAUGGCCAUUUUGCGAAUGUAUAUAGAGUGUGUACGUUCACUUCAAAACAUAGUUCCAAUUUAAAUUUUUCAUAACGAGCAGUUAGAAAGUGGUAUUUCCCUAUAUUUUGAUUCUCAAUGUCAACAUGUCGUUUUGUGGGGUUAUUUUAUCUAAUUCUUAUUAAUAUUGCCGGUAAAAUACACGUAGAGAAACCCAGAUUCAUGCGCUCAGUUCAUCUACGUACGGUAGGCCUAGACGUUUUGACAGAAAACCAGGGUGAGUUUUCUCUGUAUUUUCUUUUGAUUUGCUAGGUACAAUUGGCCAUGACAAUAUUGUUAUUUGAAAAGUCAUAGUAUAGAAUGAUUCCCGUAGGUUGUUUAAAUAGGAAGUGUUACCGUUUUUGGCUUUCUGUCUCGUUAAAUUUGCUCAGUCAUUGAGUCGAAGUCGAAGAUCAAAACACACAUGAACACCAUAGUUAUAGUACAUUUGAGGGGCUGAGCGCAAUAGUCAGCUAACUGACAUUUUGAAAGUUUUGAGAAAAUCAAGUUUGAAAUUUUUCAUUGAUAAUAAAAUCAGUUUAUUUUCAAACAAGCAAUUACAACUAAUUUUCGAUGUAACAAACUAUUGAAAUUUUAACACAUAAACCUUUAACUAUUACCAUCCCUAUUUAAGGGGUAGGAGCCAAAAACGUUACUUAGUUGACUAUUGCACAACACGUAUUACCAGUUUAACAUUUUAAAACCAACUAUCUACAGUUGAUUUGUUAACAAAACACAAAAAUAUAGUGGCAUUGGCCAGACAUGGCACCUGUAAUAUCAUUUUUGGAAAUAACAUGAAUAAAACACUGAGAAUUGCACAAAACAUAUGUAUUGGUGAAUUAAGGCCAAAAAAAUAUUUUUUCAAAAAUUUUAAUGUGUGGUUGCCAUGGAAACGACGAUUAUGUAAUCCACUAAU